Messenger RNA from Aureococcus anophagefferens, 1835 nucleotides. RefSeq lists its product as hypothetical. The record is from RefSeq and is a predicted model, not a curated record. The transcript has 2 exons. NCBI's taxonomy places the organism in Eukaryota, Pelagophyceae, Pelagomonadales, Pelagomonadaceae. Gene Ontology annotation, biological process: protein phosphorylation. The coding region runs from base 28 to 1818 and encodes 596 amino acids. Gene Ontology annotation, molecular function: protein serine/threonine kinase activity; ATP binding.
AAAUUCGGCUGGGCUUGGUCGAUAACCAUGGCGGCCAUGGCCCUCGAGGGCAGUCCGCUGAAGCGGGCGCGCAAGGGCCUCGCGUCGCCGUCGGCCACGGCCGUGCCGAAGCCGUCGCCGAUUCCCCGCGUGCCGCGCGAGAUGAGCCACCAGCGCGACUCCGCGAGCGACUUCGAGCCCCUGCGCUUCCUCGGCAAGGGCGCCUUCGGCGCCGUCGUGCUCGUGCGGCGCAAGCGCGGCGCCCACGCCGGCGCGACCUUCGCCAUGAAGGUCAUGAGCAAGCGCAAGCUCGCGCACCGGAAUUUGCAGGAGACGGCGCGCGUCGAGCAGGAGGUGCUGCGGACCGUGCGCCACCCGUGCCUCGUCCACCUCUGCUACAGCUUCCAGAGCCGCACGCGGUUGUACCUGGUGACGGCCUACUACGAGGGCGGGGCGUUGGACGCGCGGCUCGCGGCCGCGGGGCCGCUCGGCGAGGCCGAGGCCGCGGGCCACGGCGCGCGCGUCGCGCUCGCCGUGGGCCACCUCCACGCGUCGGGCGUCAUCCACCGCGACAUCAAGGCGGCGAACGUCCUGCUCGACGGACGCCGGCGCGCCUUCCUCGCGGACUUUGGCCUGGCCGCGUACUGCGACGACGCCGCGCGGGGCCGGUCGAGGUCGUUCGCGGGCACGCUGGUCUACAUGGCGCCGGAGCUCUUCCUCAAGAGCUGCACGGCCUACGACGGCGCCGUGGACUACUGGAGCCUGGGCAUCCUGCUCUACGAGAUGUGCGCGGGGUCGACGCCCUUCGAGGCGGAGCGGCCGCGCGACUUGUUCCGGAACAUCCUCCACGAGGCGCCGCGGCUCGGCGCGCUGCCGGAGGCCGCGCGGCCGACGGUCGGCGCGCUGCUCGCCAAGGAGCCGGCGCGGCGGCCGAAGCUCGACCGCCUGCGGUGCGAGGGGUUCCUCGCGGCCGCGCUCGACGCGGCCGGCGACGGCGGCGACGCGGCCGACCGCGGCGACGCGGCCGCGCCGGCGACGUCCUUCGACGCGCGCGACGCCCACGCCUACCUGAGCCACGAGGGCGAGAGCCUCUGCGCCGACGUCCGCGCGGACCUCUUCGCGGGCUUCGCGUACCGGCAGGAGUCCGCCGCGCGCGCGCCGGCGAUCCCGGAGCGCCGCGAGCCGAGCCUCGGCGCGGCGUCGACGGGCUCCUCGAACGCCUUCUCCUCGGGCAGCGGCGUGUCUUACCAGAAGGAGGAGGUCGAGACUGAUCCCUUCGGGGAGACGUUCACGCAGGCGUGGCCCGUGACUCCGUACAAGGUGCGCGUCAGCAACCACUCGAACGAGCAGCGCUGGAUCCGCGUCUACGUCGACGGGGAGCAGGCCUACGGCUGCAGCAUCAACGCCGGCGAGACGCGCGUCCUGGAAGGCAAGCAAUCGCAGCCGGACCAAGGCGCGUCGGCGAUCCACGAGCUCCUGUUCGCGCGGCCGCGCCUCGUGCGGCGCGACGAGAACGUGGACGCGCCCGUCGAUCCGGCCAAGCUCGGCGAGUUCGAAUCCGUCCGGCUCGACGUCCACGCGUGCACGCGAGGGGAAGAGACGCGGGGCACGAAGCGCGGCGCGUCCGGCGGCUUCGACGGCGUCAACAAGGCCAUCUGCAAGAAAGCCAAGGCCGGCGCGAUGACGCGCACGGGCGACGAGCUCGCGCCCGCCGCCUUCGUCGGCAAGCCCAUGACCAAUUACAGCGUCGGCGCCAAGAUCUCCACCCUCCGCAUCCGCUACGCGCAGCGCGACAAGCUCGAGAAGCUCGGCGUCGUCAAGGACGAGCCCGACGAGUGAGCCCCGCGCGCCGCUUU